Molecule: messenger RNA, 1557 nt
Organism: Kogia breviceps (pygmy sperm whale)
Lineage: Eukaryota; Metazoa; Chordata; Mammalia; Artiodactyla; Physeteridae
Source: RefSeq, a predicted model, not a curated record
AUGCGGCUGAAACAUUCUGCAGUGGGGGAGGGGCAGAGGGCACGUGCAUCUGGCUGCAGUGCGGUGCGGGUCAUUCCACGAGGGCUCUGGCAGGCACCAACCUGCAAGCUUUCAGAAAGGGCCACUGAAGGAAGUUGCACCCUGUCCACUGCCCACCGGGCUGAUCAAGCCUGGAAACCAGACAGUUAUAGCUGUGAUGCUCCUCUGGCGUCUGCCUUGCCCCGGGCUUCCUUCAGCAGCUCCUCAGAGCUGUCCAGCAGCCACGGCCCUGGCUUUGCAAGUCUUAAUCGCAGAGACGGGGCUGGUGGCUGGUCUCCCCUUGUGUCAAAUAAAUACCAGUGGCUGCAGAUUGACCUUGGAGAAAGAAUGGAGGUCACAGCUGUGGCCACCCAGGGAGGAUACGGGAGCUCCGACUGGGUGAACAGCUACCUCCUGAUGUUCAGCGAUGGCGGGAGGAACUGGAAGCAAUAUCGACGAGAGGAAAGCAUCUGGGGUUUUCCAGGAAACACAAAUGCAGACAGCGUGGUGCACUACAGACUCCAGCCUUCCUUCGAAGCCAGAUUCCUGUGCUUCCUCCCCUUAACCUGGAAUCCCAAGGGCAGGAUUGGGAUGAGGAUUGAAGUGUAUGGAUGUGCAUACAGAUCUGAGAUGGUUCAUUUUGAUGGGAAAAGUUCCUUGCUGUACACAUUUAAACAGAAAUCCAUGAAUCCAACAAAAGAAGUUAUUUCUUUGAAAUUUAAAACCAGAGAAAACAAUGGGAUUCUACUCCACAGAGAAGGACCCAAUGGUAAACAUAUCACCCUGGAGUUAGUUAAAGGAAAACUCAUCUUAUUCAUUAAUUCAGGCGAUGCUAACCUGCCCUCCCCUGAUGCCCUCAUGCUGGGCAGCCUGCUGGACUACCAGCACUGGCAUUCUGUCCUCAUUGAGCUCCUCGAUACAGAUGUCAACUUCACCGUGGACACGCACACUCAUCAUUUUCGGGCAAAGGGAGAGUCCAGCUAUGUGGAUAUUGAUUAUAAGAUCAGCUUCGGAGGGCUUCCUCGACAAAAAUCAGUGGCGUUCCCACAUAAAAACUUUCAUGGCUGCUUUGAAAAUCUCUGUUAUAAUGGGGUGGAUAUCAUUGAUUUGUCCAAGAAACACAAACCACAGGUCCUCAUCAUGGGAAAUGUGUCCUUCUCCUGCUCGCACCCUCAAACUGUUCCCAUGACUUUUCUGAGCUCCAGGAGUUACUUGGUUUUGCCAGGCACCUCCGGAGAGGACAAAGUGUCUGCCAUCUUCCAAUUUCGAACGUGGAACAGAGCAGGGCUGUUGCUGACCAGUCAGUUUCAACACAGACCAGGAGCUUUCAUCCUUGUUCUUAAUGAUGGAAAACUCAAGCUGAGUCUCUCCCAGCCUGGACAUCCAGUAAGGGAUGUCACAGCAGUUAAUCGGCAGGAGGCCUUUCUGGUCUUCUCGGCACCUCGCGUCGGCCACUGUUUCCGUAUCAGAAAACUCCGUACCUGCACGGUGCUCUGGGCCACUCAUGCAAAAUCCAAGCUCGUCGUCCCUAAAGAGUAG